GUGUGCGCCUUCUUCAACGUCAUCGCUGUGCGCGGCUGUUGGUGGCCGCGGGAGGUUGGGAGCGUGGGUCCGUUCGGGGCUCCGGGUCCUGCAGCGCCGCGUUCGCCGUUCCGGGCGGGGCUCGGUCUGCUCACGCUUCUCUCCUCGCCCGUCUCUGCACCAUGAGCCAGUUCAACUUCGGUUCGACUCCGGCGGGAGGCGGCUUCUCCUUCAACACGCCGAAAACGACCGCCAGCACCACCGCGGCCACCGGCUUCUCCUUCACGCCCGCCCCCUCCUCGGGAUUCACGUUCGGCAGCGCUGCGCCGACGCCCGCCAGCAGCCAGCCCGUCACGCCCUUCUCCUUCAGCACGCCGGCCAGCAGCGCGCUGCCCCCCGCCUUCAGCUUCGGGACGCCCGCAACAGCCGCCACCGCCGCCCCGGCUGCCAGCGUGUUCCCGUUAGGGGGAAAUGCACCAAAACUCAACUUUGGAGGCACGAGCACAACUCAAGCUACUGGAAUCACAGGAGGCUUUGGGUUUGGUACCUCUGCACCCACCAGCGUGCCCUCAAGUCAAGCAGCAGCUCCUUCUGGCUUCAUGUUUGGAUCUGCCACCACCACCACCACCACUGCAGCUCAGCCUGGCACAACUGGAGGGUUCACAUUUUCCAGUGGCACCACAACUCAGGCAGGAACAACCGGCUUCAACAUUGGUACCACAAGCGCUGCAGCUCCUCAGGCAGCACCCACGGGGUUGACCUUUGGAGCAGCACCAGCUGCUGCUGCUGCCACCACCACUGCCAGCUUAGGGAGCACGGCCCAGCCUGCAGCAGCUCCCUUCAGCCUCGGGGGACAGUCCUCUGGUCUGAACUUCGGGUCAUUGGUUUCAACAGCAGCCACUGGUGCACCCACAGCAACACUGACUGCAAGCACCAGCCAGGGACCCACUCUGUCCUUUGGAAGCAAGCUGGGAGUAACAACUACAGCAUCUACAACAACAGCUGCCAGCACAGCUCCCCUCCUUGGUUCCACAGGCCCUGUGCUGUUUGCAUCUAUAGCAAGUUCUUCAGCACCAGCCUCAUCCACCAGCACAGGCCUCUCACUUGGUGCCCCUUCUACUGGUACAGCUGGUCUUGGAACGUCUGGAUUUGGAUUAAAGCCUCCUGGAACAACAGCUGCAACAACCAGCACUGCCACCAGCACUUCUGCUUCUAGCUUUGCUUUGAACCUUAAACCAUUAACUACAACUGGUACUAUUGGAGCUGUGACUUCUACAGCUGCUAUAACCACAACAACAACCAGUGCACCUCCUGUGAUGACAUAUGCUCAGCUGGAGAGCCUGAUAAACAAGUGGAGCCUGGAGCUGGAAGAUCAGGAGAAGCAUUUCCUCCAUCAGGCUACACAAGUGAAUGCCUGGGAUCGGACGCUGAUAGAGAAUGGAGAGAAGAUUACUUCACUGCACAGAGAAGUAGAGAAAGUGAAGCUUGAUCAGAAGAGACUGGAUCAGGAGCUGGACUUCAUUUUGUCCCAGCAAAAGGAGCUUGAAGACUUGCUGACCCCUCUGGAGGAAUCUGUGAAGGAGCAGAGUGGGACCAUUUACUUGCAGCACGCGGAUGAAGAACGGGAGAGGACCUAUAAGCUGGCUGAGAACAUCGAUGCUCAGCUGAAGCGAAUGGCACAAGAUCUCAAGGACAUCAUUGAGCACCUGAACACAUCGGGACGCCCCGCAGACACCAGCGACCCGCUUCAGCAGAUCUGUAAGAUUUUGAAUGCACACAUGGACUCGUUGCAAUGGAUUGACCAGAACUCAGCUUUGCUUACGCUGACACGAACGGGCUUGCUGAACACACACUGAUGUUUCAUCCCCACGGUGGCCUCCCUGGCAGGAGAGCUGGGAUAACGCCUUGUUCUGAGCUGCUUUCUCCUUCUGAGAGAAGCAGGAAUGACUUUCUUUGUUACAGCAGAGUUCUGAGCUGUAGGAGGCAGCGAAAGCAGACUGUCAUUUUAUGCCACUUUUGCACGGUGGGUUUUUGCAAACUGACAAACUGAAAUGUGUUGCUUAAUAUGUUACUGGAAGGUUCUGGGUUUGGCACGCUGCAAAAUUAAAACUUCAGCUGGAAUAUCUCCAAACCACAGAGUGACAUAAUGCUGUAGCCCUGUUGAGUUACUUCUGAUAAGCUUUCAUGAAAUUAAAUUAAACAUUGCUCUGCUUGGUGCCAAGAGAAUAUUGCCAUGCCUCCUGCAUUUAAAGAUGAGAGUCAAUCUGUGGCUUAUUUGCAAAUCACUGAUUUGGAAAUGUAUAACAAGUUAUCUAUAAUGUGACUGAAAGUGAUCUGUAUCUCCUCCGUGUCAUUGCACUUUUUACUAUACUUGCAAUUAAAAGCUUGUUGUGGCUGUUAUCCUGCAGGAAAAUGCUCCCAACAGAUGGGCUAACCUGUAAGCUGCCUCAUUCCCAACUGCUGGAGUGUGAGGCGUGCAGGGAAACGCCUCCAGAAGGCGGCUGCUUUCAGUCAGCCUGCAGCUGCAGUGCAGGGAGGCUUCACUCUGCUCUCUGCUGCCGUGCCCAGGAACUGCACUGAGUGCCUGCAGGGCUCUGCUGUGCCACCUUCCCAUCCCUGAGUGCCACCUGUUCCUGGGACGCACAGUGCGACCUGUGAGGCCAUGGGGAGCUGGCAGUGCUCUGCCUUGAGCCUCCCUCUCUGAAUGGCAGAACAGGGGAGGUGUUGGUUCACAGGUUGAGCGGGGCAGGGAUGCAUGAGGGUGGGUGUGAGAGUGAGAGCUGUUCUCCAUC
Molecule: messenger RNA, 2771 nt
Organism: Phasianus colchicus (ring-necked pheasant)
Lineage: Eukaryota; Metazoa; Chordata; Aves; Galliformes; Phasianidae
Product: nuclear pore glycoprotein p62
Biological process (GO): RNA export from nucleus; protein import into nucleus
Cellular component (GO): nuclear pore; nuclear pore central transport channel
Molecular function (GO): structural constituent of nuclear pore; phospholipid binding
Source: RefSeq, a predicted model, not a curated record